AAAUGAGUCUCAUUAUCGAAGUCAAAGCGAGGCAAUCCUCCCGAUGCAGGGUGAUGACACAUGUGACUUGACACCAGCCUCCAGGAUGAGAUUAAAUAGUCCUGUGACGGUACCUCGAGGUAUCUAUCCGGGUUGAUAUUUCCUCACCUGCUGUAAGUCCGUCGUUCGCUACAGUAGUAAUCAAUCGUCUCUCGCUUGACCUUUGUUUACAUCCAUCACAGUCGUUUAUCAUCUGAUACUGUUUGGUUGCCUCAAUGCGGUUCUCUGCGUUGACUUCCCUCCUCGCCUUGGGAGCCUUCACCGGCGUCCUCGCGACACCCACCAAGGUCUCCCGGGCACCCUCGCUGGUGGAGCGUGACUUUGCCGCGGUCACCAGUGUUGUCGCUGCCAUUUCGUCCAAGGUCGAUGCUCUGGAUGCAAACAUCAAGGCCUACACUGGAGGCGAUACGUCCGCCAUUGUGGGCGCUUCUGCAGACCUCAUCUCAACCAUCAACGAUGGCACUUCCGUGGUGGCGGCCCAGCCAGCUCUGAGCCAAACUGACGCUCUGAAUCUGGUGAAUCCCAUCUUGGCUCUGACCAGCAAGGUCAAGACCACCAUCAACGACCUCAUCUCCAAGAAGAGUCUGAUCGUCGAGGCCGGCGCGGGUCCUACCACCUAUAACCAGUUGUUGGCCCAAUACACGGCCUCCUCGAACUUGGCUACGACCCUGUCUAGCAAGGUGCCGGAGGCUCUCAAGCAAGUCGCUCAAGAGCUGUCCGCGGGAAUCACCUCGGCCAUCCAGACGGGUAUCGAUGCCUACAAGGAUACUACCACCACUCCUACCGAGACCUCCACGCCAUGUGAGACCACUACCACUACUACUCCUCCUCCCGAGACCUCCACGCCCUGUGAGACUACUACCACUACUACUCCUCCUCCUGAGACCUCCACGCCCUGCGAGACUACUACCACUACUACUCCUCCUCCUGAGACCUCCACGCCCUGCGAGACUACUACCACUACUACUCCUCCUCCUGAGACCUCCACGCCCUGCGAGACUACUACCACUACUACUACUCCUCCUCCUGAGACCUCCACGCCCUGCGAGACUACUACCACUACUACUACUCCUCCUCCUGAGACCUCCACGCCCUGUGAGACUACCACCACUACUACUACUCCUCCUCCUCAUGAGACCUCCACGCCCUGUGAGACUACCACCACUACUACCCCUCCGCCUGAGACCUCUACUCCCUGUGAGACCACCACCACUACUACCCCUCCGCCUCCUGAGUCCUCCACUCCCUGCGAGACUACUACCACUACUACCCCUCCACCUCCUGAGACCUCUACUCCCUGCGAGACUACUACCACUACUACCCCUCCACCUCCUGAGACCUCUACUCCCUGUGAGACCACUACUACCACUACUACCCCUCCGCCUCCUGAAACUACCACUACCACUCCAUGUGAGACUACCACCAGUGUCCCUGUUCCCCCAGUGACCUCCACCUCCACUGCCACCGAGACCAAGACCUCCACCAACUCGGCCACCACCACCGCUACCGAGACGACCCCCUGCCACGAGUGUGAGGGCACCACCAGCGUCCCCAACCCACCUGGCCCCACCACCCUGACCACCCUGACCACCGCCCCUGCGUGCACGACUUGCGGUGGUGGUGGUGAGCAGCCCACUCCUCCCGUUGUGGUUCCCCAGCCCAGUCCCUCCACCCCUACGACUGUCGCUCCUCCUGGAGGACUCUCCACCGGCGCAGCCAGCAAACUGGGCUCCUCUCUUGGCAAGGCCAUGGCUAUUGCUGCAAUUGCGCUGUUGCUGUAAAUGAUCUAGUCGAUCAUAGAACGAGAUGGACACGAGUAUGAGAAAUGAAAGGAAAGGAAAGGAAAGGAUAUUAAUGUCUACUUAUAAUCUGAUUUUGUGAGGAGGAAUGUUGAUAUGAGCUUGGUGAUAUGAUUGUAUCUAUUUAUCGAUUCAGUCAGAUAGUAGCUAGUAGCUAGUAAUUCGAUUCGAACCCGGAAUUCUUUUCCUGUCUGAAUCUCGG
Messenger RNA from Aspergillus novofumigatus IBT 16806, 2040 nucleotides. RefSeq names its product cell wall mannoprotein 1 family protein. The coding region runs from base 255 to 1820 and encodes 521 amino acids. The transcript has 2 exons. The record is from RefSeq and is a predicted model, not a curated record. Lineage: Eukaryota; Fungi; Ascomycota; Eurotiomycetes; Eurotiales; Aspergillaceae. Gene Ontology annotation, cellular component: extracellular region.